Molecule: messenger RNA, 7686 nt
Organism: Spirodela intermedia
Lineage: Eukaryota; Viridiplantae; Streptophyta; Magnoliopsida; Alismatales; Araceae
Source: the annotation of a GenBank genome assembly
AUGGAUGCGGUGGAGCUACCUCUACCGGCGGCCGUUGUCGUCUCAAAGCUCCUCGGAUCGGAGGCCUUCGGUAGGGUCCGGGAGUCCGAGACUCGAGACUCGGUCGCGGGUUCUUCCACCGGUAGUGGGGCUUCUUUAUUUUCUGCGCAGGGGCCUUCUUCCGGCGGUGGGGAUUUCCACGGAGGUAAGGGGAAAAGCAGUAUAAUUAGGAAAAAAAUGUUUCAUUUGACGAGGGUUUUGAAAUCUAUUGUACGCUUUCUUUCUUUCCGUUCUGUCUCCAGUGGAACGUCUGGUUAAUCGUUUCUUGAUUUGUUGGACGCACAGGCGAGUGAUCUAUAUGGAAAAAAACUAAUAUUAUGAAUUUUCAUCUGGAAAAGUAGAAAUAAACGUUUCUUACAUGCCGAUCUCCCAGACUCGUUGGGCUUCUUGGAAGGUUACAUGCUAUUUUAUGCAAUAAAAUUAGGGCUCCACUCUAAAAUGCAUACUAUCGUCUGUUUUUAUGCAACUAACUAACUUCAAGUCAUACUGUAUGCAAGUCCAUUAAUGGAUUAUAUGCACCGCGUAUUAUACCUUGGUCGACGUCUAUGGAUAUCCAAAGAUUCAGAGGAACUCGUCUCGUGUAAAGAAUGCAAUAAUAAAUGCACUUUUGCUGUCUAUUUGGUAGCUUGUGUGAUCUACAUUCAAAGAUGUUCUAAAUGGACACUGUUGUUGCAUAUAUGUACGGGCUCCAAAUGUCUGUAAGGUCUUUGGAACCACUUAUUUUCUAUUAGAGAACUUGAGCCGGGGCCAUUUUCAGUCGUCGAGUGGUAUUCUUUAUAUUCACUAACUAAUGUAUGCUUCCAGCUUCCUUCCUUUGUGCAUCGUUUUGUGCUAGUUUUAUUAGUUCUCACCCGAAAUGGUAAAGAGAUUAAGCGUGGGUAAAUGAUGAUAGGAACGUUUCCAUUAUGGUACCUCAAAGGGUUUGUUAUUCUGUGGAUCGUCUCUUCAUUGAGCUAUUCCUUUACCGUAGAUUGGUUUGGGGGAAGUUGGGGAAGUAUGCCACAUGUGAGGGGAUUGUAUGAAUACUUUUUCUGUUGUACUAUGUAGGCUUUCUUCGCACAUUUUUUCUAAACAAAUAUAUCUGGUUGUACUACACGUUUCUGAAUUUGUUACUACCUAUGUUGGAUUUUUUUGUGUAUCUUUAUGGAAUACAUUCCGAGUGUGAAUAUGAUGCUAAUAACUGGGAUGAAUAUUACCUUUGUAGAUGGAAAGGGCCCAGAUAAAGGCAUUGGGCACGAUCUGAUCUGUAGAAAUAAAAGGAAUGGUGGUGUUUUGUAUAAAACCGAUCCCACCACUUCGAAGCACAGAGAAAACGGCCCCAAAAAGAUUAUUGGAGAGGAUAAUUGUCCAUCAUGGCCAAAGUAUGACAGUGGGGAACCGCACAAGAAGUCUUUAAAGAGGCGAAGUAGUCCUAUCCAAGCCAGGACUGGGCACCCGGGUGUUUCUGUGGACGCUUGUGGCGUAAAGGAUGCUGCUUCUGGUAAUAAUGGUAGUUUAUUUCUUAUUUUCUUGCCUUUUGGUGAGAAUGCUGCCACAUUUUUUGGCAAAGAUGGUGUCAUAUAUUCCUUGACCGUUAAAAUUAAAAGGAGAUAUGCGUCUAUGCCCAUUUUGCUGCUGAAAUCCCCAAAGGAAUAGAUAAAAUUGUCACCAAGAGAUUAUAUAAGGUAGUUGGUCCGCUUUGACAGUAGUGGCCAUCCUCUCUACAGAUCAGUUUUGUUGUAGAAAACGAUUGGACUAUUCCCCUCGUAAUGUCCAAAAAAUCUUGUACACGGUAAGGCAUCAUACUUUGUGAUCACCUUUUGGUGUCUCCAAUUAAGAAAGAGAAAUCUCCAGUUUCAUAUUCUAGGUUCGUAUCUACCAUCCUGGGUUUCCUCCCUUGUUUUCAUUUCUGCAAUGACAUUCUUUUAAAAAUUCAUUUUUGAGUUUGCCGGCCUCUUCUCAACAUUUUCAGUAUCAACGGGUUUUUCCAUUAAUACUUGUACUUAUGAAGGAAAUAAACAAUGACAUUAACUGAGUAUUGGAGGCAUGAUUUUAGCGAACCCUGUGCAUAUGGCCAGCGAUGUCUGAUCAAUACUGAUAUUUUAAAUCAUCUUCACAUUUUGCUCCGUACACAGUAACAAGAACAGUUGGGAGACGGGACUAAUGAUUUCCUUUGGUUAACUUUCUCCAAUGCUAGGAUGUCAGUGGCUGUCAAUUGGUCAAGAUUUGCAAGAAGAUGUGGUUCAAGAUCGGAUCUAUCCUGUCCAUAUGUCAUUUAGCCCAUCCAACUUGUAUAUAUAAGCUAUAAUCCAAUCUCACCCUUUUAUAUGCCUUUCCAAGAUCUAUCUUGAGGAUCAAUCCUUUGCAUUUCUGGCUUUUCAUCGCAUGCAUGCAUUUUUCAUACUUUCAAAAUUUCUUCUAAAUUCACCACCCUUUGAUAAAGUUUCUAUGGUUCCGUCUUAUCACUCUUUUGAUUACUCUCUUGGCUUUUAGAAUUGGCCAUGUGCAGUUUAUACAUCCCAUUCAAUAAUCCCAUGGUCAUAUGGUCGUGUUGGCUUCUUUCUCCUAUUCUCUUUGGGAUCAACACCAAUUUUUUUUUUUUCCAAGUUCCCUCACGCGAGGCCUUUCUGCUCCAAACUCCUUUAUAUCCUCUGUAAUAAAAACAUUACGUAGAUGUGGAAUUAAUUGUGAAUGUGACUCAUCGUAGAAACAUAUCUUUUACCUUUGUCUGUUCAUUUCAGACAAAUUUCGAGCAGUCAAGAAUAAACGUUGCCAAGAAAGAAGAAAAAGAGACCGCAAGACUCUCAGAACAACUGUGAAGACCAAGUUUGAUUCAAAGGAUAGUUUGGUGAACUCUCAUUCAACUGUCAAUGGGAAUAGAGGUUUUGGUAUGCUCUCUACUUCUAGUCCUUUGUCUGCAGUGAGGUCCAUAUUGUAUAUAAUGCUACUUUAUACUCUGGAUAUUUCGUUGCUUUAAUAAACAGUUUAUGAGUUUCAUUAAGUUUUAGACCUGAUGGAUCUGCGAAAUGAUAUAAUGCGUUUUUGAUUUAGUGUGAUAUUUUAUUGUACGACGGCCAUUAAUCUGCAUAAUUGUUUUAUAUUUUUAACAUUUCGAUUGAUGUCUGCUGCUUUUUUCGAUGACAGUGAUGCAUGCUCGAUUAUGAUUUAUACAAAUGUGAAUGGUGUGAAGGAAUAAUUUUUGAGGGAGGCUGAGUGCUUAGUUUAGCGGCACUCUGAUUUAUUUUUAAGACUAAAUGGUAAUAAUAGCCGAGGCUCUGACCAAUGGGCUCGGAAAAUGUUUUGGGACAGUUUGUUUACAAAAGUUAGUUAGUUUUUGCGGAAGGUCUAUCAUAGAUAAGUUUUGGCAACGUGCAAAUUUUCACGUCAUGGCAAUAGGUGAGGAGAUAAUAGCAUUGCUGUGUCGUGAUUUUGGGAAUGCUAUUGAAGGAUCAGUUGGGAUGCAGUAGAAGAACUCUGUUUUCGAAAACUAUGUUGAUCUGAUCAUCAGCUAAUGCAAAAUUUUCAAUCCUCAUUGAUAGAGGACAGGUUGGGUGCUAUAAAAAACUCUAUGGGACUAUUGCAGGGUGAUCCUUUGCUCAGCGUAGAACGAAACUGUUAAAUUGGAUCGUCGAAAGUGUCAAAUUGGAAGGAACAAGUUAAAGACAUCUUCAUCUAUACUCUCAAGCUGACGAUGCAGAUGUGGUCCGAAAUCUCAAUAAUUUUGCUUCGAGCAGGAGGUCCGAAAGUGGGAUGAGAAUAGAUCAGUGCAACUAGGAACUCUUUGGGUAUAGUUUUGCAUUUAAAUGGUUCCAAUUUUUCGGAUUGCUUCCAACAGAGGGUGCUGUUUAGAAGUCCAAGUUUUGAAUGGCAUUUACACCUUACUUUAAUGGCAGACUUGAGGGUCAGGAAGCAGAGUUUCUCCCAACUGUUGAAAAUAGAUUCUAUCGAAAUUAGUUGUAUCAAGGAAUGAUGAGUCAAGCCAAAUUAACCUUAAUUUGUGUUGUAAUUAUCUGAAUGUUUAGUAUCGAAAAGAAUCUGGAUCAAGUUUUUCCUAAUGUUUAAAUGUUUUGGUCUUAGUCUAAAGCAUUGCUUUCAAGUAUUUUGGUAUCGAUUUUUACAUUGAGCGUAUCUAAAACAGUUGAGAACUGAAUUGACUCUAUCAGAAGGUAGUCUUAUGUUUGACAGAGAGAGCGUAGUGAACAAUUUCCUUAAUUGUCAGAGGGCAGGCGCCUGGAUCGUCAAACAGUUCAUUCCUUGUAGUCUAUGUACUCUGUUAACUACUUGGAGAUAUAUUAUCAUGACAGCAGUGUUUAUGUCUGCUUCAACUGCUUACCAACCAGUCAUGUCAAAAUAAGUAGUAGCAAUUUAUGGCUGCGUCAACUGCUUCAACUGCUUACGAACCAGUCAUGUCAAAAUGAGUAGUAGCUAUUUAUGGCUGCGUCAACUGCUUCAGCAGCUUACCAACCAGUCGUGUCAAAAUGACUAGUUGCAAUUUAUGGCUGCUUCAGCUGCUUACCAACUAGUCAUGCCAAAAUGACUGAUUGAGGACAUUAGCAGUCACAUAGAUCUGUUGCAAUUUAUUACCAUGCGCAAUGUUUUACCACGAGAGUGCUAAGAACGCUAGCCUGUACGGACUCGCAGAAGAUUUAAGUCGUAUAGUCGGCAUCCGGAUUCCCGACCUUAAGUUUACGUUCUAUAAGUUGCCCUGCACGUCCGUUGCAGGAAAGAGGGAUAUCUAGUUGUAGACUGCUAAUGUCAUUGUGGAUCACGGUGUGGUAGGUAGUGAGCAUCAUGCACUCAUACAGGGAAGAUAUAAUGGUCGGCAGAUGUUAAAUAUGGAAGCCUAAUAAAGCGGAAGAAACUUACUUGAUAUAAAUUUUUUGCAAUAUAUUGUUCUAUAUACGGCGUUUAUUUUCUGGAGAAAUGUACCUCACCCAAAUAGUUAAAUUCAUAUUGAUCAAGGUAAUGGCUGAAUAAAUGUUGAGGAAAUUUGAGGGGGACUGACGAGAUGAAUAAAUAUCUUCUUUCUAUCUGAUCAUGGAAGAAUUUCAAAACGUGCUUUCGAGUGGUAUGAUGGAGAGUUGAUUUAUUGUUAUCUAUAGUUCCUUUGGAUGAUGCUUUGUUUCCUCCAUCCCCCCGUAUUUUGGAUCUCCCACAUCAUCGAGCACUCUUUAUCUGCAUUUUUCUCAUAUACACGAUAAUUUUUUGGUAUCGUCACCUUGAAUCUACAAGAAAUGUGAAACGAAAUAUAUUUUUAGCAAAACCAUGUGUCCUUCUACAAUGCUUCCCUCUUUAAAUAGGCAAAAAAAUAUAAUAUGCUAACUGAACUGCUAAAUGUUAGCUAGGGAUUCUUAAAAAGAGUUACUUGGGCGGGGCUAAAAUAACCAAUUUUCCACACGCACGCAACUUUUGAACUUUUGACGUUUCACCAUUUUAAGGUUUUUAGGCCUUAUUUUUUGGGCAUUUCGCGUUCAACGAUUCUGUAUUACAUCAAAUGGUAUCUUCUAUGCUCGGCAAUUCUAAGUUGCUAAUCUCGGUAUUUUCCUUGUUUACUUCUCUUUGGCUUCUCCAGGAGUCAUUCUGUUUGCCUAGCAUUGAAUUUCCCAAAGAUAGCCCCCAUUUUUAACCAAAUAAGGAAGUAUUAUUACCAGUGCGGAGACUCCAUUGCGUCAGUUUUCCAUUUGUUUGAUAAAUUUGAUGUCCUUUCCAAAACAGUCAGCUUCACUUAUCUGAUACUGCAUUUUUAUUGAAGAGAUUUAGUGUUUAUUUCUAUUUUUCCUCAUCUUUCAUAGUGGAUAUAUUUAUGGUCGUCCACGAUCUCUCUGACUUCUUUUACAUUUUAUUUAUGUUGACCUUUUUUUUUUUUGAGAUAUUUCUCGCACAUAUCUUAUUCAUCCAUAUGCUGGUCGCUAAUGAUUGCCGUUCAUCGCCGUAUUUCAGGAACUUUGGGGGUAAAGUUUGAUCAUCUCGACUUAACAAAGAGUGUGGACGAUUUAUCAUUGAAUGAACUUCUCGAUGGCAGCUUCUCAUGCCCUCCCAAUUCAUAUCAAGAAAGAGCUAAGAAGGCAUCAAGUGCUAACGAAAAUAUCCUACUUUCUAUUAGAAAGGCAGCUUCUGUUCUUACAGCUCAUAAUACGAUGGGAAGCUCCGGCAGUUGGAAAGCGCCGGGCACUCUGGACUCCACAAACUCUGAAAGAGAGGAUAAAUAUGCCGAAGCAGCUGCAUUCCUUCCCCUGGUAAAUCCAAAAAUAAGUUUUUUUUUAAUUUUUUGUCCUCUCUGUCUUUUUUUUUCUUCAGAAAGAAAAUAAAAACAGAAAAAAAAACUUCUUUUGCUGAUGAUACUCUUUUUUUUUUUUUUCCUUCUUUUUGAUGCUUUAAUGGCGAUCCAGCACCAGGCAAAUGUGAAUGAUUCUCCCGCUUACCAGCCGAAAGAUAUCCUGCAACGGCUCGGACUAUCGGCAGCCCGCGACUUGGGCAGCAUUCUGGCAGAUUCAGAUGUGGGAAGAGGCGCCCUUCCAGCUUUCCCUUGGUCAAUUUCCCACACCGGGCCUUCCAAACCCAUCGUUGACGCCAGCAAGUCAACCAUGAGCAGAAGCUCUUCUCAGGGCAAGUGGGUCAGAAUAGGGAGCAACUCCUGUUUGAUGGGGGAAGAGCGCAGCUCCUUUCCAGAAUUGGAUCUGAAGAUCGGUGAUCACACCCAGGAUUCGACUCCAAAGAGGGGAGCCUCUGGUUUUCUGAGCUCUUCCCCUUUCAGUCUCAUGGCGGGGAACAUGGGUUCUUCUGACUCCGCUGUUCUUCUUACGAGUGCGGACGCUGUGGGUCGAUCUUAUGGCAGCAUACGGAUCCGGGAAGCCACGGAGCCUCCGGCUAGAGAUGCACAGAAUCACAGUGGGAGAAACCAUUGGCGGCAGUUUAAGAGCCCUGGGGGAGUAUCCGACAGAUGUCCUUCUCUGGAGGGCAGCAGUUCAGGUGAGCUUAUUCUUUACCGUUUAUAGUAAUGAGGCCCGUUUUCUGGGGCUUUUUUUUUUGCAUCGAUGCCAGCAAAAAAAGAUUCUGGUUCAUUAAUUCGCGUGAUUUCUUCUUAAAAAAAGAAAUGGAAAAUAGAUAAAUAUGGCUGGGCAUUUGAUCCAUUUCUGGUUCAUUAAUGUGUGUGGGCAUGGGUUGAUUUCUUCUUCAGGCUACUCUCCAAGAUUGUUGGCGGCGGCGGAGAUACUCUACGAGGUAGCGAGCGGGGGGCGAGGGAGCCGCCACGCUGCUGGAAGGGUGACGUGGCCCAUUGCCCCUUCGCAGAAGACCAUGAAGGCGCGGAAAGUCAACCCUUGCGUCGCGAAGCCGGAUCCCCCCCGGGCGCCGCCGGCGAAGGCCGGCGAUCCCGUCAAGUUCUGCGCCGCCACUCGAGUGGGCGACGAGAAGAAGAGGACCAUCUACCGGCCGCCGCCGCUGUUGAAAUGCUCUAUUCCCGCCGAGAACGCCCACAACCCUCUUAGGCCGGGGAGGGACUCGGCGGUCAACCCUAGGGUGGUGGUUCAGGUGGGUCCCGCGGCGGCGGCCCGGCCGCCGGCGCCGGCGCGGGUGGAGAGGGGCCACGACGGGCGGCGGAGGCACGGCGGUGCGGCGGCGGCGGCGGCGGCGCCAGGUCUUGGCAAAGGCUGGGGGAAGGAAAGAUAG